This is a messenger RNA of Ambispora leptoticha, 882 nucleotides long. Lineage: Eukaryota; Fungi; Glomeromycota; Glomeromycetes; Archaeosporales; Ambisporaceae. The record is from the annotation of a GenBank genome assembly.
AUGUCAAAUCAAACAACGGGACUUCUAAAAUCAGCACAAGAAUUAUUAGAAAUUUCUAGAACUCUAAUCAUGUUGGGUGACAGAGCUGACUACCAUCAAGUAGUGUGCAAGUCGCUAACCGACAUUGUUAAGCAGUGGCAGAGACAAUUAUUAGCGAGCGUUCUAAACCAGAAAAAUGACGAAGCAAUAGAGAGCUAUAUAAAAUUAUUGCGAGAGGUUACUGAAUAUGUAAAAGAAGUUAGAAAGCCUGGGAGUUUCAGCCAUACAGCCCUUGCUAAUUUGAGCAGGGCAGUCAAAUCUAAUAAUGCAUGUAUCACAUCCAUCUUCUUACAAUACCACAAAGAUUUAGUCAAGCAAAUAGAAAAAGCAAUAAUUCAUUUCAUUGGUUCAGAUAAAGUAAUGAACGAAACCUUGAGUAAUGUCAAUUCACAUUACAAAGACAUCGAUACCUUAAUUUUAAUGAUGUUCCUUACAAAAGGCGUUAAAAUCCAUGACAGUAAUAUUGAGGCCAUCAAUAUAAAUCCUUCAAAUUUCGAGGAUUUGGAAACUGUUCCAAUGAUCGGUAUAUCAAAAAGAUUUGACUGGGUCAAAUAUGCAAUAGAAAUAUCAAAGUCUAGUGAUAAUUCGAACUUAUCAGUAGAGAUAAAGCGGAAGGUUUUUGAAGAGCUAAAAAAGGAAAAAGAAUUGUUUACCAGUUUAGAAUAUUAUUUUGACGGUAAAAAGACUUUAUUCACAAAAAGUCCAAUAAAUAUGGAAACCAACAUUUUGAUCAUAUCAGUAACAUUAAGUCAGCUUAAAGAGUACGAAUUUCAUAUUCGUAUAAUUAAACUUUAUGAUCCAAAGCAUAAAGAGAUUCAAAAAAGAAUUUAUGAUGGAGAAAUA